UUUGUAAACGUACAUACAAACAUACCUUUUUAAUAUUCACAUAAAUACAUUAACUGUAAUGCAUUUAAGGCACAUUUGCCAAUCGCGCUUAGGCAAGAAGUGUCGUUCGUGUGGCAGACGAAGCAAAAUUUUAGCGUUAUUUUGCUGUUUAAUUUGCGCAUGCGCCGUGUUGUUGAUUUACAUGUGGCAACAAAAUUCGAAGAGAGAAAUAUUUAAUCCUUAUGAACCACGCAUAUUGCUUUGGUGGACAGACACCAACGAGCCUUUAUUUUAUCGCAACAUUUAUUGUGGUUACUAUACGUGCACGAUAACCAACGAUCGCUUGCGGUUAAAAGAAGCAAAAGUCAUUUUAUUCGAUGGCAUUUCGUUUGAUGUGCUUGAUAUGCCGCUACCACGUUAUGCCUUUCAAUUGUGGGCGCUACUGUAUGAUCGAUCACCAGCGAAUAGGACGAUCUUAUUUUUCAGCGAAUUGUUGCGUUAUUUCAAUUAUACUUCCACAUUUAGUCGUUACAGUGACUUUCCGUUAACGCUGCAUACACUCUCCAAUGUAGCGGAUUUGGUUAAUCCGUUAUUUUUGCGUAGGUCUGAGGAUAAAUCUGAAAUUUCGGUGUUAUUUAUGGAAAAUAAUUGUAAUACAAUGUCCAGUCGUGAGAAUUAUGUACGCGAAUUAAUGAGCUAUGUGCCGGUGUACUCGUGUGGAUCGUGUUUACGUAAUCGGGAUGCGACGCGGUUUAGGCAUGAGAUCGAUGUGGUACGCUUUAUGUCAAUCUAUAGAUUCACUCUUGUACUCGAGGAUGUCACCUGUAGCGAUUAUAUAUCAAGUAGAUAUUGGCAGGCGUUAACCGCGGGCUCCAUACCCAUAUACUACGGUUCACCAACAAUACGGGAUUGGCAGCCCCAUAAUCGCUCAGCGCUCUAUAUAUCCGAUUUUCAUAGUGUCAAGGACUUGGCCGAUUUAAUCGAGCAGCUGAGCGAGAACGAGACAGCAUAUAAUGAAUAUUUAAGGCACAAACUGAAUUCCAAGGUGCCAAUAACAAAUCAACGUCUGUUAGAUGCCUUGGUAUGGCAACGUGAUUUGGAUAUAUCCGGCAUUCGGCUACAAUUCGAAAAGCAGCUUUGCAUGGCCAUAAAUAGUGAUGGCAAACCAAAAUCGAAAGUUGCGAAUUCUACCCACUUCGAUUGUCCGUUAAAACAACCGCAACCAGCGACUUUGAAAAAUUCCACGGAAAAUGAAAUUUACUGGAAACACAGAUUUUCCCUGGAUAGGUGUGCAGCGCGGAUUUUGGAUCAACUUUGGCAAAGGAAUGUGCCAUACACAGAGGCAAAAUUUGAGUACCAGUUAGCCCAGUUGGCUGGUUGGGGGGCUUGCCAGUCAUAUUUUCGGAAAUAAAUGGUAAUAAAAUGAACUCAUACGACUGAUUAAAAAAACAUAUGCACUCAGGAGUACAUUCCAUUUAUAAUUCAUUGUCAACGGACGAAUUUUUCGACAAGUGUUCGUGUAAUUUUUUGGUCAGUAGCAGUUUUGCUGGCCAACGCCGCACAGAUGAUUGCAAUCAUUGCUGCACGGGCGGACAUGUGUCUUCACUCAGUCGUACAUAUUUAUCGCACUGACGCGAUCAGCCAAGUGAACAGGCAAUUAAGCGUGCAAGAAAAUAAUAACGAAAAGAUAUGCACUUAAAGUCAGGUGCGUAAAGUGGAAAACUGAAUUUGCAGCGGAGAAAAAUGAUAUAAUUAAGAAAAAAAAAACAAUAAAUAAAUAACAAAAGUCAUUUAAAUUAUUGAGCGCGCAAGCACAAUGGCAUUUACAAAAGAAUCACGUGAGACCAGUUUGCUUUAAGCCAGCAAGCAAUUGGAUGAAAAGCGAAGCUUAACUGAGAAAACCAAAGGGGGAGAGUGAUUCUUCAAAGUAAAUGAGAAGGGAAAAAAUAUGGCUUAGUAUAGCCAGCUCAAUGAGGCGAAUAUGGGUUGUUUA
Molecule: messenger RNA, 1972 nt
Organism: Ceratitis capitata (Mediterranean fruit fly)
Lineage: Eukaryota; Metazoa; Arthropoda; Insecta; Diptera; Tephritidae
Product: alpha-(1,3)-fucosyltransferase B-like
Exons: 6
Coding region: 59-1390 (443 amino acids)
Cellular component (GO): membrane
Molecular function (GO): alpha-(1->3)-fucosyltransferase activity
Source: RefSeq, a predicted model, not a curated record